Molecule: messenger RNA, 888 nt
Organism: Capra hircus (goat)
Lineage: Eukaryota; Metazoa; Chordata; Mammalia; Artiodactyla; Bovidae
Product: olfactory receptor 2A2-like
Exons: 2
Coding region: 1-888 (295 amino acids)
Biological process (GO): G protein-coupled receptor signaling pathway
Cellular component (GO): membrane
Molecular function (GO): olfactory receptor activity; G protein-coupled receptor activity
Source: RefSeq, a predicted model, not a curated record
AUGGAGGGCAACCAAUCAUGGGUUGCAGAAUUCAUCCUACUGGGCUUUCAGCUCAGUGAAGACAUGGAAUUGCUCCUCUUUGCUAUCUUCAUCCUGUUAUAUGCCUUCAACCUGCUGGCAAAUGGCAUGAUCUUGGGACUCAUCUCGCUUGACCGCAGACUGCACACCCCCAUGUACUACUUCCUAUCUCAUCUGGCCAUCACUGACGUAGCCUAUGCUUCCAGCCAUUUGCCCAAUAUGUUGGAAAACCUAAUGGUUUCCUAUUUGGCCUUUGCUUCUGUAGAGUGCCUGACUUUGGUGGUGAUGUCCUAUGACAGGUUUGUGGCGAUCUGCCACCCACUGCAGUACACGGUCAUCAUGAACUGGAGGGUGUGCUCGUUCCUGGCCAUCGCUUGCUGGGCGUGUGGAUUUUCCCUGGCCAUAGUCCAAGUAAGUCUGUUUCUACGGCUGCCCUUCUGUGGGCCCCAGAAGGUAAACCACUUUUUCUGCGAAAUCCGAUCUGUCCUCAAAGUGACCUGUGGAGAAACCUGGAUCAAUGACAUUUUCCUCCUUGCAGAUGGUGUGUUUAUCUUAAUUGCUCCCAUUUCCCUGGUGCUGGUCUCCUACAUGCGAAUUCUCUGGGCCAUCCUGAAGAUCCAGUCAAAGGAGGGCCGCAAGAAAGCCUUCUCCACCUGCUCCUCCCACCUCUGUGUGGUUGGGUUCUACUUUGGCAUAGUCCUGAUGGUGUACAUGAUCCCUGAUGACAGUAAUCGAGAGGAGCCGCAGAAAAUCCUUUUCCUGUUUUACACCUUCUUCAACCCAUUACUGAACCCCCUCGUCUACAGUCUAAGGAAUGCUCAAGUGAAGGCUGCCUUCCACAGAGCACUGCAGAAAAGGACGACAGUGUGA